Vanessa atalanta (red admiral) is the source of this 4445-nucleotide messenger RNA. RefSeq lists its product as uncharacterized. The record is from RefSeq and is a predicted model, not a curated record. The transcript has a single exon. Gene Ontology annotation, molecular function: zinc ion binding; nucleic acid binding. Bases 170 to 4222 code for a protein of 1350 amino acids. Lineage: Eukaryota; Metazoa; Arthropoda; Insecta; Lepidoptera; Nymphalidae. Gene Ontology annotation, biological process: DNA integration.
GUGUGUGCGUGUGGCUGCGUCCCCGCCGGUGCAACGCCUCGAUUAAAACAGUGUGUAACUAGCCUCGUGGUUUAACUGACGCAACCCUACUCCUUAACAUAUAUAACAGUGGCGACGAUCGGAAACACGCGUAGAUAAUUUAAAAUUAUACAUAUUAUUAUACCCGAAAAUGUCGACAGGAGUAUCGUUUGGGAUAUUGUCAUCAUUCGAUCAUAGUUCGCAAGAGUGGAAUAGCUACAAAUCGCGUUUAAAUCAAUGGUUCAUCGCAAACGAUAUUACAAAUGAAACGGACAAAUCAAAGGUCAAACGAAGGGCGAUUUUACUCAGCGCGCUAAGCGAAUCUACGUUUAAACUGGCUAGUGACCUGGCGUUGCCUAGAAAGGCCGAAGACGUGGACUACGAGGAAAUACUGAGAUUACUCGAUAAUCACUUCACACCUAAACGUAUCGGGUUCUCAGAAAAAUCUAUAUUUUAUUCGGCAAUGCAGCAGUCAGGCGAGAGUCACACUCAAUGGGCAGCCAGAAUUAGAGGCUUGGCAGCACACUGUGGUUUUAAGAACUUGGAAGAGGCCCUACUAGAUAGGUUCAUCAUGGGCAUGAUACCCGGACACGAACGAGAUAAGUUAUUUGCCCAAGAUCAGCGGGAAAUGACUUUGGCAAAGGCAGUGGAUUUGGCGGAAAGCGUGCGUUGUGCACGUUUGGCCGCCAUGUCGGCGGUGGCGAUGCCAGGUGGCAGCGGGGCCGUCGUGACUGCAGCAGGCCAAGAUGGCGUGUUCGCAAUCUCCAAAAAAGAAAAGUGCAGUGUAUGUGGUUUUACAAACCAUAAAUCAGUUCAGUGUCGUUUCAAAAACUAUAAGUGUAAAAAGUGUAGUAAAAAGGGGCAUUUAGGAAGAAUGUGUACGGUCGAUAAAGUAAAAUAUGUUGAGGAAGGUAACAUGGGUGACGAAGACGAUGGUGAGUCUUUCUAUAAUAUUAGGUGUGACUCAGGCAAGCCUAUGACUGAAAAAGUGUACAUCGGUGACCUAUUUUUAGAAUUUGAAAUAGAUAGUGGCUCGGCAGUUAGUGUAAUUUCGGAGAGCACAUACAAAAAAUAUUUUCCUAAAGUGCCGUUGUUAGCGACCAAUAAAAAACUAUUAGGUUAUACUGGUACUAAGCUUGAAACUUGCGGAGUCGUACGUUUACCGGUUGCAUACUCUGGGAGUGUGCACGACCUUGACGUGUUUGUUGUGCGGAGUGGUGGCCCGCCCCUCUUGGGACGAGAUUUUAUCCAUAAUUUUAAAUUAGAACUCGCACCAGCGAUAAAUACGUUGUAUAUAAAUGACUCAUCGGGAAAUAGUCCGGUUCUGCAGGGAUUAAUUAAAAAAUUUCCUAAAACGUUUUCCGGUCAGUUAGGUGCAUUUAAUAAAUAUACAGUUGAGUUACGGUUAAAACCGGAUUCAAAGCCAAUAUUUCAUAAAGCUAGACCGGUGCCUUACGCUUUAAGGCUGAAAAUCGAUAAAGAGCUAGAUCAUUUAGUGAACUUAGGCGUAUUAAAGCCUGUGGAGCAUUCGGAAUACGCGUCCCCAAUCGUCCCGGUUUUAAAAAAAGACGGGAAGCUCCGCUUAUGCGCUGAUUAUUCAGUUACAAUUAAUAAACAGUUAAUUAUUGACCAAUAUCCCUUACCGACUAUUAAAGACCUGUUCGCUAAACUUAAUGGGGGUGUUCAGUUUAGUAAAAUAGAUUUAUCGAUGGCGUACAAUCAAUUCAUUUUAAAUGAACCAUCACAAGCCCUCACAUGCAUAAAUACACAUCGCGGAUUGUUUAAAUAUACUAGGCUAGUGUUCGGUCUGUCGUCAGCGCCAGCUAUUUUCCAACGUGCGAUGGAAUGUUUAUUAGCAGGGCUAGAAGGCGUAGUAUUCUUACUUGACGACGUUUUAUGUACCGGACGAGAUGCGGAACAGCAUAAACAACGUUUAACAGCUGUAUUACAACGCCUAGAAGACGCAGGGUUAACUAUACAAGCUUCAAAAUGCGAAUUUUUUAAGCACGAGCUAUGCUACUUAGGUCACAUCAUCGAUAAGAAUGGCGUGCGUAAAUCUCCAGAUAAGGUCAAGGCCAUUCUUGAGGUCUCCAAACCAGAAAAUGUCACACAAUUACAAUCUUUUUUAGGUCUAACAAACUAUUACCGGAACUUUAUACCAGAAGCGGCGUCAAUUUUAUACCCAUUAUAUAACUUACUACAUAAAAAUGUAAAAUGGGAAUGGACGUCAAUACACGAAGACGCUUUUAAUAAAAUAAAAAAACUUAUGGCUACCGAUAAAUACUUAGCGCACUUUGACCCACAUGCGACUUUAAUAUUAACCGUCGAUGCGUCACCAGUGGGAUUAGGCGCCGUGUUAUCACAGAUCGGGCAAGACGGGAUUGAGAGACCCGUAUCAUAUGCGUCUCGGACUCUCAAUGCAGCUGAGAAAAAAUACGCGCAGAUACAGAAAGAAGCAACCGCGAUUAUAUUUGGUGUUCGCCGAUUCCACCAAUACCUGUACGGUAGAUCGAUUCCCUUUAUUUUACGAACGGACCAUAAACCGCUUUUGACUAUAUUCGGGCCUUACCGAGGCAUUCCCGAAGUGUCCGCAAACAGACUUCAAAGAUACGCUAUAUUUCUGUCAGCAUACAAUUAUCGUAUCGAAUACGUUAAGAGUAGUGAUAACAGUGCAGAUUUUUUAUCGCGAGCAGUACUCGAUACGGGCAAUACGACGGGCGUCGGGAGGCGGGGUACUCGGGAAGCGGUUCACCGUGUGCGGACGCUUACAGAUGAAAGCGAGGAUGACCACGCGACAUACGUGCAUUUUGUGCUCGACGGAAGCCUGCCGGUGACGUCAUACGAUUUGCAGCGCGAAACCGAUAACGAUGCUAUUCUAAACAAAGUAAAGUUUUACAUUUUUAAAGGUUGGCCAAGAAAAGUUAGGGAUUUACAAUUAAAACCGUAUUAUAAUGUUAGAUUACAAUUAUCUUUUGAAAAAGGAAUUUUAUUGCGAGGUCACAAGGUUGUCAUACCGACCUCCUUAAGAGAUACCAUAUGUAAGGAAUUACAUAGCUCACAUUUCGGCGUAGUUAAAAUGAAAGCUGAGGCACGUAAAAGGUUUUGGUUCCCCGGCAUAGACGGGGUAAUGGAAAGGCUAGCGGCGGCAUGCUCGGUGUGUGCGGCCUUACGGCCUCGGCCGCCGCACGCGCCGCUCGCACCGUGGCCUUACCCGCCUCAUCCCUUCUAUCGUGUUCACCUAGAUUUUUUGGGUCCGUUCAAUAAUCAAAUGUUCUUGAUAAUAGUAGAUGCGUACAGUAAGUGGGUGGAGUGCUAUACGAUGAUGAAUUUUUACGGAACUAAAGCUGUUGUAUCGAAACUGUAUGAUUUUAUGGCCCGGGUAGGGAUACCUCAUACUUUAGUAACUGACAACGGCACUUCAUUCACUUCACAAGAUUUUAAAGAUUUCUGUUUAUCGAACGGUAUUAAACACGUGUUUUCACCUCCGUACCACCCGGUAAGCAACGGCCAAGCCGAAAGUUUUGUUAAAAUAAUAAAAAAAGGGUUACAAGCUAUAAUGUUGACUAAUAAAAAUAAAAAAAAUGUAAGUGAUCAGAUUUUAAAAUUUUUAUUUGAUUAUAGAAAUUCUAAAAAUAGUACCACUGGCAAAUCGCCGGCGGAAUUGUUGUACGGCAAGCCAUUACGCUCGAGGUUAGAUCUCAUAAACCCUAUUGAUGUAAGUCCGUCUUCUUCACCCUUAGACCUAACUCAAACUAUAGAAAGGCAACAGUGCUUGCAGGGUAAAAGCUACAAAGGGAAGCAAAGAAAAGAAUUUAAAAGGAAUGAAUUAGUGUGGACUACAAAAAACUCAGAAAAUAAAAAAUUUUGCUGGAUUAAGGGCCUCAUUAGAGAAAAAAUCGGAAGCGUAAUGUUUAAGGUUUUCAUACCAGAAUUAAACCGCGAAGUAACUCGACACGUGGACCAGAUAAGGGCACGCACGUCUACAACGGGACCGGAUCACCAACCAGCUUGGAAUCCCGAUGUCGUUCCCGAUAUACAGUCAAUGGUUCCUGCAUCUGCGUCUUCAACUCCUUCGCAGGAUCCCGGGAGGGAGAAAGCAGAGGAUGAGAGCGCCAGUGACGAAUUCGAUUCUACCUUUGCAACACCUCCACCCGCCCCAGUGUCCACUCGUAGACGGGAACUGACCCCGAUAAGUAUCGAGUGACUCAGUGACAUGCAAUUAUGAGCAUCAAAAACUAUUAAAUUAAACACUUUGCGUAAUCCUAGAACAUUCUUAGUUUUAUAUUAGCUUUAGUUAUGUAAUUGAUACUGUUCUUUACUAUAGGUGGAGGGAUUGUUAUAUAUGUAGUUAAGUAAAGCGUUUACGUGUGUGCGUGUGGCUGCGUCCCCGCCGGUGCAACGCCUCGAUUAAAACAGUGUGUAACUAG